This is a messenger RNA of Cephus cinctus (wheat stem sawfly), 1401 nucleotides long. RefSeq names its product vesicle-associated membrane protein 7 (gene Vamp7). The transcript has 6 exons. The record is from RefSeq and is a predicted model, not a curated record. Bases 264 to 926 code for a protein of 220 amino acids. Gene Ontology annotation, cellular component: membrane; SNARE complex. Lineage: Eukaryota; Metazoa; Arthropoda; Insecta; Hymenoptera; Cephidae. Gene Ontology annotation, molecular function: SNARE binding; SNAP receptor activity. Gene Ontology annotation, biological process: vesicle fusion; exocytosis.
CCAGCGACACCUUCGAAGAAUGAUAAACUGUCAUAUGCCACAGAACUUGUUAGACUUUGUUUUGAGAUCAUUGUACACAAAUAUCAGGUGUUUUGACGCAUUCGAAUUAGCUUAUAGUACAUUAGUGAGUAAUUUGCAAGUUUCGAUGUGAAUGCUACCUUUGAUAAAUAGUUAAUUCACAUCUGAUUUAUUGUUACUUGAGGCACGUCAGAGUGGUCUGCCAUUUUCAGGAAUAACUGCGACUGUCUCUUUCAGAUUCCAAAAUGCCACUCUUGUACAGUGUAGUGGCUAGAGGUCCUACUGUUCUAGCCAAGCAUGCUUCGUGCGCUGGAAACUUUGCCGAAGUCACUGAACAGAUCCUGUCAAAAAUUCCACCACAUAAUGACAAACUGACAUAUUCUCAAGGGCCAUACCUGUUCCAUUAUAUUUGUGAGGAUCGUAUUAUAUACAUGUGCAUUACAAAUGAUGAUUUCAAAAGAUCAUUGGCUUUUCUCUAUCUUAAUGAAAUCAAAAGAAGAUUUCAAGCUGCCUAUGGACAGCGGGCCCAAAAUGCACUAGCUUAUGCAAUGAAUACGGAAUUCUCACGCGUGUUAGCUAAUGAAAUGAAACACUACAGUGAAUCAAAGGACUUAGAUACGCUAUCGAAGGUGCAUGGAGAAUUAGAUGAAUUGAAAGACAUUAUGGUGAGAAAUAUUGAUAACAUAGCAAUGCGUGGUGAACAUUUGGAACUUCUUGUGAAUAAGACUGAAAAUUUAACAGCAAGCUCCGUGACAUUUAGGAAGAGCAGCCGAAAUUUGGCACGAUCCCUUUUCUGGAAAAACGUAAAACUCUACGUGAUCGUUGCCGCAAUUUUAAUAGUGGUAAUAUACACAAUUGUAUCCAUGUCAUGCGGAGGACCUGCAUGGCCUAAAUGUGUUGGAAAUUGAAUAUUUUUAAAGAUCAAGUAUAAGAACCACCAUGAAGGACUGAAAGGAUUUUGACUGAUAAGAAUUUAUUAAAAGAGUAUCAAUGAAGCAAUCACAAGUCGAAUGAAUAAGGAAGGAUAUGACUUCAAACAGUCUUAAGUGGAACAUAUGUGUAAAUAUUAUAAGGGUACCGGUUGCAUGAAUUAGCUAUGACUAACAGCCCGGAGAUCACCCCGCACAAAGAUAAGAAUAUUAUUAUAUUAUACAUGUAAGGAACUUACUCUUUAUGGCGUUAGAUAUAUUAUUGCUACUAUAAGUACCAGUAAUAUCCUAAUGAAUGGUCGCAUCAAAUAUGGUGCAGAAAAAGACAAAACAGGUAAGAAGAUAUCUGAGAAAGGUGUUAUUAAUGAUUUUAUUAGCUAUGUUAAACGAAUUACAAUAUAUUGUAACCUUGAUGAGUCUUUUGGUAAAAAUAAAAAGCUGUGGCGGAGAAAAA